UUUCUAUUAGUUAUGGGUGGAAGUGAAGCGACCAUUAGACCAUCAUCUUCAUUGCAUCUAAUGGAGGGCGAGGGUUUUGUGGCCUUCUUGGAAGUGCCCAAAAGUUUUGGUCCCAUUAAAAACUGUUGGUUUAAAUUCAGAGGCAAUGAAAAGGAAAAAAUCGACUUAAAUACCACAACACCAAUGGUUACGGAGCGCGGAGAACAUUUGUUGCCAUAUGCGGAUAAUGUAUGUGGCAUAAGGGUAAUGAGCGUUUCCUCGGCCUCGGCUGCUAUUUGGACCUUGGAAGCUGAGAACAACUAUGGAGACUUUGAACAUGAUUCCAUUACAAUUCACACUCUGCCACUUCAAAAGACAAAUUUUGAGACUCGGGUACAGAAGGAAAUCGGCAAAGGCUCAAUCAAAUGUUCCAAGCCUGACUCCGCCAAGCAUUGCAAAAUUGUCGAUGUAUACUAUGGCAUAACGUAUCGCCAAUGUGAUUUGUAUGCAACAAUUCAUCCAAGCAGUAUAUUUGACUGCUACAUCUACAACUGGGGUCGCAUGGAACAGAGUCACGAGCGGAUAUUUGUGGAUGCGGUCAACAGUUCUUUGCCAUAUACCAACGCCACUUUGAUGGAUAAUGAGAAUGCUGCUGUAUUGGGUUGUGAUUUCCGCGAUAAAGUUUAUUCAUGUCAGGCUGAAAUGCCUGAUCGUCGCACUGAGCUUUUGGUUAUGGAUGGAGUCUACAACGGUCACUAUUCAGCCUAUGAUACAGUCACAUCAAAGUCUAAAUGUGAUUUGGAAAUCCCGAAGCCUUUCAAAGAGUCGGAAGUGGGACUGUGGCGAAUAAUGAACUAUGAUCCUAGUACCCCAUCUGGAUGUCUCUUUUAUGUUGGUAAACCUAAAGCGGACAUUAUUCUCUCAGAAUUAUCCAAGCUGGAAGAGAUAACCACAGUAAAUGUGUAUCGGCCUGAGAGUGAUAGUGACAAAGGAAUUGAAGAGCUCUCCUGUUCCGUGCCAUUUAUAAUCCAUGAUUGUUAUCUGAGAGAUCCAAAUCACACUAUAUAUUUUCCGGACAACAUUCACUUUGAAAGGCAACGUCUAUAUGGAAAAUGCUCGUUUCGCAAUAUGCCCAUAAUGGAUGGCAUUUGGUUAUGUGGAGCCCGAGGUCGUGAUUAUGAUAAGGAAAUUGUGCAGAGCAUAGAGGUCAGAGUUAAACCAAAAAAUGGCGAAACUCUAACUAGCCAAGUACAAGCCAAGCGCGGUGAUACAGUGGAGCUCAUGUGCAAAAGUUCUUUCGACGAGCCCAUAUCUCACUGCGCCUUUAUAGAUCCUAGCGGAGGAGUGUUUUUGGUGGGUACAGUGAACAGCAUUAAAUCCAAAGGUCGCAUACAAUAUUAUGGCAGAGGUAUUAACAAAGGUGAAUGUGGUAUUAAGAUCACGGACCUCAAUCGUGAUGACUAUGGACAAUGGAAAUGCCAGUUCAUAAUUCGUUCGGAAAACAUAAAAUCAAUGUUCACGAUGGAACUGAAGGAAUCGGAAACGGCGCAUGCCACAACAGUUGGUUUAGGUAUAGGUCUAACUGUCAUACUUAUUCUUGUAUUGGGUGUUGUUGUUGGCACAUUGAUUUAUCGCAGAAGACAUAUGAGUGCCAGACACGAUCUUUCAUCUGCGGAUCCUCUAGAACUUCCAGCCAGAUCAAAUACUCCCACGUAGCGAAUACUGCAAUGAUUGAUGACUGUAUUCCUUAUUGCCUAAUAUAACUGUAUAUAAAUACAUUUAUUGUUCAUAUUUCUAACAAUUAGCUGUGAAAAUUCUACAUGUAUUCGUUAGAU
This is a messenger RNA of Stomoxys calcitrans (stable fly), 1814 nucleotides long. RefSeq lists its product as uncharacterized. The coding region runs from base 13 to 1695 and encodes 560 amino acids. The record is from RefSeq and is a predicted model, not a curated record. NCBI's taxonomy places the organism in Eukaryota, Metazoa, Arthropoda, Insecta, Diptera, Muscidae. The transcript has 6 exons.